GUCAUUCAAUUGCAAUUGUUCUUCCGCAUCCGCUCGCCAUUGUCCUCAAGCCACCUCCUACGCGAGCAUCGGGCGUCCAGACCACUCCCUCACCUCCUUCACCGCCCUCACCGCUCUCGCUUCAGAUUGGCCCUUUUGGCUGUCGCUAUCCGGUUCAGUGGCCCUGACUGACAUUCCGCUGCAGUUGUUCUCUUUCACCCGGCCAUCAGCUCUCGCUUCCUGUCCAAACUGCUCUUCGACCGUCGCUGUCGCUGCUACUCUCGCCGUUCACAACUCUUUCGCCGCCCUCGCUAGACUUUCGCUCCCUCAGACUAGUUUUAUUGCACUUCUUCGCCUUUCGUCAAUCGCCCCGACAUGGUUCACAUCAGCGAGAAGCUCGCCGACAGCGAGCAGUCGAAGAAGACCAUCUUCUCGUUCGAGUUCUACCCCCCGAAGACGGGCCAGGGUGUCCAAAACCUCUAUGACCGUAUGGAUCGUAUGCACUCCCUUGGUCCCCAGUUCAUCGACAUCACAUGGAACGCCGGUGGCCGCCUCUCGAAGUUGACCUGCGAGAUGGUCAAUGUCGCCCAGUCGGUUUACGGACUGGAAACCAUGAUGCAUUUGACCUGCACGGGCAUGCCCAAGGAGAAAGUCGACGAAGCAUUGAAGGAGGCGUACAAGGCGGGCUGCACGAAUAUUCUGGCCCUGCGUGGUGAUCCCCCGAGGGAGAACGAGAAGUGGGAGGCCGACCCAGAUGGAUUCCAUUACGCCAAGGAUCUCGUGAAGCACAUUCGCGCCAACUACGGCGAUUACUUUGAUAUCUGUGUUGCCGGAUACCCUGAGGGCUGCGAGGAAGACACCCCACCGGAUUUGUUGCUGCAGCAUCUGAAGGAGAAAGUUGAUGCUGGUGCCACCUUCAUCAUCACUCAGAUGUUCUACGAUGUCGAAAUCUUCCUGGACUGGGUACAGAAGUGCAGGGACAUCGGCAUUACCGUCCCCAUCAUCCCCGGUAUCAUGCCCAUCCACACGUAUGCGGCAUUCAUGAGGCGUGCGACUUGGACCAAAUGCCAUGUCCCACCCCGGUGGCUCGAACUGCUGGAGCCGGUUAAGAACGACGACGUUGCGGUUCGUGAGAUUGGGCGGGACCUGGUAGUGGAGAUGUGCCAGAAGAUCAUUGAUUCGGGAAUCCACCACUUGCAUUUUUACACCAUGAACCUGGCUACUGCUACACGCAUGGUCUUGGAGGGCCUGAACUUGAUUCCCACUUUGGACCAGGCUCACCCGCCUCUGCCCUUCCGCCCAUCGCUUGGCUUCAACCGCAAGAGCGAGAACGUCCGUCCUAUCUUCUGGAAGAACCGCAAGGCAUCCUAUGUCCAGCGCACCCAAGACUGGGACGAGUUUCCUAAUGGACGUUGGGGUGAUUCACGGUCUCCCGCCUUCGGAGAGGUGGAUUCAUACGGCAUUGGCCUUCGUGGCUCCAAUGAGUCCAACAUCAAGCGCUACGGAGAACCCAAGACGAUCAGAGAGAUUGCCGACACUUUUGCUCGCUACAUGAGUGGAAAAUUGGCCACCCUUCCGUGGUCCGAGUCAUCCAUAACCGCCGAAGUCGACGUGAUCAAGGAUAGGCUGAUCGACCUCAACCGCCGCGGUUUCCUGACCAUCAACUCCCAGCCCGCAGUCAACGGUGUCAAGUCGUCCGAUCCGGUUUAUGGUUGGGGUCCCCGCAACGGAUACGUCUACCAGAAGUCGUACCUUGAGCUCUUUGUCUCCCCUGAGGUCCUUGCAGACCUGAUCACCAACAUUGAGCGCGAUCCCGACAUGACUUACUACGCCGUCGACAAGAGCGGAUCGCUCAAGACCAAUAGCCCUGAAGGCCCCAACGCUGUCACCUGGGGUGUCUACCCGGGCAAGGAGAUCAUCCAGCCCACCAUCGUUGAGACUAUCAGUUUCUUGGCGUGGAAGGAUGAGGCGUUCAGACUUGGCGAGGACUGGGCUCACUGCUACAGUCACGGCAGUGUGAGCAGGCAUCUGCUUCAAGGCGUCAUGGACACCUGGUGGCUGGUCAACAUCGUCGACAACGACUUCCACCGCGAGGGCAAGAUCUUCGACCUGUUUGAGAACCUUGAAGUCAAGGACCUGGACGAGACGUUCGAGGUGUCGGAACUCAUGAAGGAUCUCGGCCUCGACGGUAAGGAGAACGGUCUCCCGGCCGCCGCCGCCGGCAAGGUCAAUGGCGUGAACGGUGUCAACGGCGGCACCAAUAGCAUCACUGCUUAAUUGCAAGGUAGUACCCUUUCGUUUUUGAUCGGGAGCCUCAACGCCUCCGUAUUUUUUUUUGUCCUUUUAUUUUUUUUCCUUGCGUACUUCUUCUUUUCAUCACGGUUUCCUUUUGAUUUCCUUUGCUUUUUUUUUGCAUGGUUUCGUUGCGCGGUGUUUCAACACAGGGGGUCAUCGGUCAGGUCGGAUAGGGUCGGGUUCGGAGCAAACUUCAACAUGUUUGGCGUUAUACUUGAAAAUACGGUGUUUUUUCGUUUCUUUCUUUGGGUUUUUUCUUGUUUUUAUACUGUAUGAGAAGGGGAGUGGG
Messenger RNA from Tricharina praecox, 2563 nucleotides. RefSeq names its product methylenetetrahydrofolate reductase-domain-containing protein. Gene Ontology annotation, molecular function: FAD binding; methylenetetrahydrofolate reductase [NAD(P)H] activity. The record is from RefSeq and is a predicted model, not a curated record. Gene Ontology annotation, cellular component: cytosol. Lineage: Eukaryota; Fungi; Ascomycota; Pezizomycetes; Pezizales; Pyronemataceae. Bases 355 to 2256 code for a protein of 633 amino acids. The transcript is spliced from 5 exons. Gene Ontology annotation, biological process: tetrahydrofolate interconversion.